Biomphalaria glabrata is the source of this 1355-nucleotide messenger RNA. Its product is annotated as ficolin-2-like. The record is from RefSeq and is a predicted model, not a curated record. NCBI's taxonomy places the organism in Eukaryota, Metazoa, Mollusca, Gastropoda, Planorbidae. Bases 109 to 825 code for a protein of 238 amino acids. The transcript is spliced from 2 exons.
CCCUCACAGGAUGCAUAUAAAUAUAAAAUACGUAAGGACACAAAGUGAUUGUUGGAGGACCAUUAGGCAUAAAAGAAAACAAAAUUCUGAAACAAAGGAACAUCACAAAUGCUUUUGUUUAUUUGUGUUCUUCUUACUGCUGUAACACAGAUCAAUGCAGGACCAUCUGCUGGCUUCGAGUUUUCCAAAAACUUAAAAGCUUUGAUAUACGGUAGACCCGAUUCCUGUAAAGAUGUCUUCAGUAACACAUCAAGAGUUGUGGUCAUUCUUUCCAGCGGACUUGAGGUCAUGUGCGACACAGACACUGAUGGCGGAGGGUGGACAAUCUUUCAAAGACGAAUUACUGGAAAUUUAAGUUUCUACAGAGGAUGGGAAGAAUACAAAUAUGGUUUUGGUGAUGUGGCUACGGGAGAAUUUUAUCUUGGGAAUGAGAACAUACAUCAAAUAACAACAAAACGAAGGCAUCAGCUUCGAAUCGAUUUGACCUUUAACCAAGCAAAAUUCAGCGCCACAUAUUCUAGGUUUAGUUUGUACGGAGAACCAGAAGGAUACAGACUAAAAGUUAGCUUCUAUUCGGGUAACGCUGGAGAUAAUCUUGGACAAUUUGAUAAUGUUAAAUUUACGACGUUUGACAAAGACAAUGAUAUCUAUGCUGGGAACUGUGCUGAUUUAUAUAAAGGUGCUUGGUGGUACACUAGCUGUCACGCAGCUAAUCUGAAUGGGAUUUGGGGAAGCAUUGAAUACGGAACUGGACUUAACUGGCAUAAUACUACAGGAUACUACCAAUCAGUGACGAUGAGUGAAAUGAAAUUUAGAGAAAUUUAAUACCAAAAAAAAGGCAUUACUAUUAUUUUAGUUUUGUUAAAGAAAUGCUUUAUUUCAUUUUCUCUUAUGUAAAUUAUUUUGUUAACCUUAUUCAUUCCAAUGUUGGUUUAUUUUAUUUUAUUUUUUUAUUUUUUUUUUGCUUUUUUUUUUCUGUUAUAAUACUAUAUUAUGAUUAUGAUCAUGCAAAUCUAAUGAAGAUUUUAAGAUAAUUGAUAAUAAGUAGCAUUUUGUUUAUUAUUUGUAAAACUGCUUGUUUUUACACAAUAAAGAGAUAUUCUAAUAUAUUGUGUAGGCGCAAAUAUUCUUGAUUCUUUGGUUCGUUGAGUGACUGACCUAUAACUAAUUACCCCAGUUGCCUUGGACGAAAAAAUACAAACAUUAACCAGUUGUUGUUUUUAUUCUUGCACCAGGCAUUACUAAGCACAUUUUAUUAUCGAAACCGCAGCGUUUAAAUUUACCCUAUUAUUCUUUAUUACCUAAUUCGACUCAACAUGUUUUUGAAGACGUCAUAAUAAAAAACAAUAGCACUU